AUGAUUAACUGACGAGAUUUUUAACUACCAUAUUGGUUAAUUAUUUUACAUUUUGUUCGGUUUGCUCCAAUAUACUUAUCGCAAUAAUACUCAACUAUACAUUAAUGAGUUAUAUUUGAAAUCAGUGGACAUCAAUUUAAUACUAAAUUAAUUGAACGCAAUAUUUUCAUCACGCAUGGUAAUAUAAUACGAAUUAUAAUAUACUUGUCACUAUGUAUCGUAAAUAUCACCAAGAUGAUAUUAUCAUGACACGAUGUCACCAAGACGUAAAAUAAAUAUAUUAAGACCCAGCUGUUUAUUUAAAAUUUUCCCCUUAUAUAGUUUUAUAUUUUAACUUGAAUAAAUACAAUGACUUCAAGUAUUAGUUUGAAUGAGCUUUAUUGCUUUUACUGUGGUGUUGACAAUAUACCGUUGUUAAGGUGUGUUCAAUGUAAGAGUAUAUGGUACUGCAGUCGGGAACAUCAAAAAAAGCAUUGGAGUAUUCAUAAAAGUUUUUGUAAGCAGAAAAAAAAAGAGCUGGUUUCUUUGCGUGAAUAUGAAAAAAAAAAAGUCUCCCAAUACUCUCACUCCCAGCUAAACCAAACUAAAGUACCUUUUAUCUUGCCAGAGUCCAGUCAAAGAGGUUUGGAAAAUACUUUGUCAAGCUCUUAUUCGGAUUCAACUACAUUUGUAAAUGUUCCUAUAUAUCAGCAACAUCCUAAUAAAGUACAUUUUCAUCCUCAAGAAAAAGUUCCAUAUGGUGUUGCUACAAACAAGAAUUUUUUAAAUAAUUUAUGCAUUUCUAAUGUACAACAAGAUUCAUCUAUGGGCAGUUCUAACCCAAUUUUAUCCCCCUCAAAGUCAACAGAAAAUUAUUCAUUUGCAGAGACGUUGUUUGCAUCAGAAAAUUUUCUGGGUUCCGGUGAUACUUUAACAAAUCUAUUAGAUAACCCAAUUUUAGAUGAUGUAGACUUUGGUGAUGCUGCUAGUUUAUAUCUUGAUACUGUCAAUUUACAUUCUAAUGAUAAUAAAUUUGAAGAAAAAUUGAAUCAGUUGCCCUUUCAAUCUAGCUCCAUAAAUAAUCCCUCGCAAAAUUUAUCUGACAUAAUGUUAGGUAACAGUUUUCAAAGUAAUCACGAUAUAUCAAAUCCAACUUUACAUUUUUCUAAUAAGUUGUACAAAAGCAACCAAGUUAAUCAGGAUUUAGACUUUCGUAAUAUGUUGUGCCAAACCAGCCUCAAUAUAUCUAAUCAGGCUUUACAUAUUAGGACUGAGUUGUAUCAACGAGGCUACUGCAUAAUUGAUAAUUUUUUAAGUCAAGAAUUUGCAAAAGGAGUUUUAGCUGACGUAAACACAGCAUUUAAGUCUGGUGCAAUGCAAGCUGGUCAAAUAGUUAAUAGAAUACAUAACAAAGAUAUACGUGGUGAUUUUGUUAUGUGGCUUUCAGGGCAUGAGGAACAAUAUGAGUUUAUUACUCAACUCACAAUAGUUAUAGAUCAACUUAUAGCUGCUUUUAGCAAACUUGUUCAUGACGUUGUUAUUAAAGGUAGAACUCCGGCAAUGGUAGCAUGUUAUCCUGGAAAUGGAUCUCAUUACAAGUGUCAUGUUGACAAUGCUAGAAAAGAUGGCCGGAUCAUAACAUGUUUGUAUUAUCUCAAUGAACAAUGGGAUUGUGAAAGAGAUGGAGGAAUGUUGCGAUUGUAUACUAUGAAUGAGAGAGUCAAUAUUGAACCAAUUUUCAAUCGUUUAUUGUUGUUUUGGUCUGACAAACGUACUCCACAUGAAGUUCUUCCAGCUUUUAGAAAAAGGUUUGCCAUCACAUUGUGGUAUUUUGAUGCAGCAGAAAGAGAAGUUGUCAAACAGGCAUACUUUCAGAGUUUGCAAUCUCAAUUUGCUUCUUGUGGAAGAGGUGAAUCUCAAGCGUCAUAAAAAAAUGUUCACAUAACUUUUAUGGUAAGUAGUGACAUUUUUAUAAGUUGCCUUAGCAAUGAGCAACUAAUAAAAAGUGUCAGUAAAAAAGUAAUAAAGUUAUCACGAUCUGUGACUACGUCAGCCAAAGUAACGCAUUUACGUUAAUUUUUAUGUCAAUCAAAGUAGUGUACACAUGUCUUCACUAUUAUAAAGUUUAUAAAUGUAUUUUUAAAAUAUUGCACGUUUUUAAUGAUUUUCUUUUUGCUGUUUUAUUUGGUUAAUUUAGUAGAUUAUUUUGUAGAAUCUAUUUAUUAUACUUGUAACCUAAUAAAUUUUAUUGACACA
This is a messenger RNA of Hydra vulgaris (swiftwater hydra), 2235 nucleotides long. Its product is annotated as rho GTPase-activating protein gacZ. Gene Ontology annotation, biological process: cellular response to hypoxia; peptidyl-proline hydroxylation to 4-hydroxy-L-proline. The record is from RefSeq and is a predicted model, not a curated record. Gene Ontology annotation, molecular function: peptidyl-proline 4-dioxygenase activity; L-ascorbic acid binding; ferrous iron binding. NCBI's taxonomy places the organism in Eukaryota, Metazoa, Cnidaria, Hydrozoa, Anthoathecata, Hydridae. Gene Ontology annotation, cellular component: cytoplasm; nucleus.